Molecule: messenger RNA, 1491 nt
Organism: Morus notabilis
Lineage: Eukaryota; Viridiplantae; Streptophyta; Magnoliopsida; Rosales; Moraceae
Product: leucine-rich repeat extensin-like protein 4
Exons: 1
Coding region: 27-1265 (412 amino acids)
Molecular function (GO): protein binding
Source: RefSeq, a predicted model, not a curated record
CCAUUGCAGUAGUACUAAUAUUACCAAUGGCUAAUUCCUUUUCAUUGGUUUCCAUAACCAGCCAUGCCAUGAUCCUUCUACUACUAAUCCACUUCUCUUCUCUCUUCAACAAUCUCUCCGCCAAACACAACAACAACAACCACCACAGCCACAACCACCAUGCCUCCGCUCGCAGCCACCGCCCCGCCGACUCAAACCCAAGGCUGCACCAAGCCUUCAUUGCCCUCCAAGCAUGGAAGGCCGCAAUCCAAUCGGACCCAAACAACUUCACCACCAACUGGGUCGGCCCCUCGGUCUGCAACUACACCGGCGUCUAUUGCGCCCCCUCCAUCCACGACAACAAAACCCAAGUAGUCGCGGGCAUCGACCUCAACCACGCUGACAUCGCCGGCUCCCUCCCCGACGAAUUAGGCCUCCUCUCCGAUCUCGCCCUCAUCCACCUCAACAGCAACCGCUUCUGCGGCGUACUUCCGUCAACUCUCUCCAAUCUUUCACUUCUCUACGAGCUCGACAUCAGCAACAACCGCUUUGUUGGUCCUUUCCCCGCCAUUGUGAUCUCUCUCCCGAUGCUAAACUUCCUAGACAUCCGCUUCAACGACUUCGAAGGCUCCGUCCCACCGCAACUCUUCGCGAAAAAACUCGACGCCGUCUUCCUCAACAACAACCGCUUCACAAGCUUCAGCAUUCCUUCGUUCAUAUCAGGCUCCUCCGCAACAGUCUUGGUUUUCGCAAACAACAACUACGGAGGCUGUCUCCCACCGAGCAUCGUCAACUUCGCGAACACUCUAGAAGAACUGGUGCUAAUCAACACCAACUUAUCGGGAUGUUUGCCGGAGGAAGUUGGUUUUCUCUACAAGCUCAAAGUGUUCGACGUGAGUUAUAAUAAAAUUGUCGGUCCGAUUCCGUACAGCAUGGCGGGGCUUUACCAUCUGGAGCAGCUCAACUUGGGGCACAACAUGAUGACAGGAGAAGUCCCCGAUGGAAUCUGCAUGUUGCCGAAUUUGUUGAACUUAACCGUCUCCUACAACUUCUUCUGCGAGGAAGACGGGGUUUGUAGAAACUUGACGUCGAAGAAGGGGGUGAAGUUCGACGACCGGCGCAACUGUCUGCCGGAGAGGCGGCUGCAGAGGAGCGAGAAGGAGUGCAAGGCGGCGCUAGACCGCCCUGUCGAGUGCAUCCUUGGCGGUGCGGCUGUGGCGGCGGCAGCAGUGGCUCGGGCAGUGGCUCUACCAAAUUCGCCUUCACUUGCGCCAACCCCUACGUGAUAUAGAAGUCUGCAUGAGAUAUGUUGGGCUUGUGUUAAUAAUUUGGAAAAUGAAAAACAAUAAGGUCCAUAGUUUUUUGUUUUUUGGUUUUGCAAAGUAUAAGUGGGUGUUUGUGAUGGAUUACCUUUGCUGUGUAUAAAGAUUGUUGGAUAAAAAUGUUGUGUGUGAUUUUCUUUUGAGGAACUGAUUUCUAAAGCUACUGUUUUGACGUACAUGGUAUUAAAAA